GAAUGAACACCAUUGUUUAAAUAUACUAUUUUUGUGAUUCCCACUGCACUACACGUGUAAGGCGGCAGGCCGCGGAAACUAGAACGAAAUCUGAGGCUACGUAUGCAGUUAUCACAUGAACACGAGACAAGAAAUUCCUUUCAAUUCUACAACCAUAGAAGAAGAAGAAGAAGAUGAAGAUAUAGAAAGUGAAAGAAAACUGACGCUAUCAAUGAGUCCAACUUCAAACCUCAAACAAGACAGAAACAGCCCCUCAGAACCACCAGUUCCUCAUCCUUCCGUGGCUUUAAAAGCUUCCAAGUUGGCAAUCCCAUUAUCAUCCAUUCCCUCUUUAAAACCCCCUUCUCCCUCCCAUUCAACACAAACCAAACACAAUGGACAUUUGGUCCUGGAUAUGUGACCUCCCCAACUCGGUCGAGUGGGACCAGUCUGACUCACCGCCCAAGUUCGAACUCGCCAGUGAGGACAACUCAAAUCGCUCUAUUCACCUGAAAGCGGAGCGAACCUCAGGCUCAGACUCAGAAGCUGUGGUGACUUUCACAGUGUGCUUGCAGGGCUUUCAUCCAUUCAACGCCCAAAAGCCAUUAUGGGUCUCCGAAAAAUGCCACUUGUCUUCACAGAACCCUUUCCUUCCUCUCCUUCUCCAACUCCUCCAAGAAAUAAUAACCCACUCACCCACGGCGCAUGAUACCACCUGCCCCAGGUCCCAGCUCCAGAAAUUAAAGCCCGACCCCAUCGCAUGGAUCAUGGACUCUCACACACCCCAAUCCCUCUCCACCUUUUUCAACCUCGUCUUCACCGUACGCCUCUUCUGGCUAUGUGUCUGCGACGCCCCCACCGAAGCAGGCUCCCUCUACUUCCACUCACUCCUCGCUCCCACCCUCGAAACGGCGUCGUCCAAGCUCGCCACCGUUUUCCGAACCUUCUUCAUAACCGUUGGCGUCGACACGGAACUCUGCUUCAUGCGCAUGCUCGGUUACAUAAUAGCAAAAUGGUGCAUCAUAAGAGAAUUGGGAGAAGGAGUGGGGUUGAAAACACUAUUGCCUUCUUCGCCGCGCCGGAAUGGGAACCCUAGGUUGUCUUACGCGACGGAGGCGCACGGUCUUUGGGUUCUGAAAGGUUUCGCGCCGGUGAUGACGAUGAAAUUGGCUCGAAGCAAUAGUCAAAAAAGUCAAUUAUCCGGUAUCGAUGCCAAAGAGUCAAUACUCCGCUACACUCUAGCACACCAACAACUGGAGGCACACGUACAAUUAGAAUACACCGUUGGGUUCUGCGAUGGCUUCAUUAAGGUUCGUGCACGUGUAGACAAUAUACGCCUCCACGUGGCAAGGCUGGGUUUCAACCAAAACGACGACGUGGAUUUCGUUGAGGAGAAACACUUUCCGUCCAGGGUUCGGGUUUGGGUGGGCCCAGAGAUCGGAGCGACGUACGUGGCUGGGCUGAGCUUGGGCCGGUCCACGGAGAACAGAGAAAGCGAAGUGGGUAUUCAGAAGAUCGUGAAGGGCAACUUCGAGAAGUCGCAGGUUUCGAAGGUGAAGGCGUCGGCGAGGUCGUCGAGGAAGACGCAAAACAGGAGUUGGAGAAUGGAUCAAGACGCGGAAGGGAACGCGGUGAUAUUCGACGUCGUUUUGUAUGAUAACAUGACGGGCCACGAAGUGGGCUCGUGGAAGCCCAUGAGUCAAACGGGUGAUGAGCCGGCUCAUGGGCUCAGAGGGCGAUAUGCCCGGGCAAAUAGACCCUUUACAAAAAACGGGUCGGUGGUUUUUGCGGGUGAUGAGUAUGGAGAGGAAGUAGGGUGGAGGCUUAGCAAAGAGAUGGAAGGGAGUGUGUUGAAGUGGAGGAUAGGUGGAGAAUUUUGGGUUACUUAUUUGCCCAACCAAACCAAAGGCCCUUAUUUUGAAACUAGGUAUGUCGAGUGGUGCGAUGAAGUUGACUUGCCUCUAAUUCAUGCAAAAAUACCCUAAUAAGUGACCAUAAUCAAAUCAAACCCUUCUCACCAAAUUAAGCACCAAAAUAAGUUUUUGUAAAUACGUAUAGAUGCAAGCUUAGUGACUAGUUUACAGUACUGCUGUAGUUUAAGUGCUAUGUACAACAGCCAUUAGUGCACUCUUAAAAUAGUGCUCUGUCUAUCAUGUAAUUCGUGAUUUAAAUUAUUACAAAUUAAUAUUAUAUAUUUUAU
This is a messenger RNA of Abrus precatorius (Indian licorice), 2179 nucleotides long. RefSeq lists its product as uncharacterized. The coding region runs from base 375 to 1964 and encodes 529 amino acids. The record is from RefSeq and is a predicted model, not a curated record. NCBI's taxonomy places the organism in Eukaryota, Viridiplantae, Streptophyta, Magnoliopsida, Fabales, Fabaceae. The transcript has a single exon.